Messenger RNA from Symbiodinium natans, 1260 nucleotides. The record is from the annotation of a GenBank genome assembly. NCBI's taxonomy places the organism in Eukaryota, Dinophyceae, Suessiales, Symbiodiniaceae.
AUGAUUUUUGCGCAUGUUUUGGCUCCGAGGACAAACAGACACGCAGAGAACGAAGCGCUCGCGAAGCGAAGCUGGGAGAGCCGCGGCUGGUGCAGACUGGAGCGCGCCGCGGAGGGGCUCAGGCUCUCGGACCCCAUUGGGACUGGCUCAGGAUUCCCGUGGGUGAAGGCCAGUUCAGAAAGGUGUGUCAUGUUGGCCAACAAGCUGAACUACUUCCUACUGCAGGAGGACUUCUGCAACUACCGCAUCCUUCUGAACCUGCAGAGGCUGCAGCUCCGGGGCCUGGCAGCCACGCCCAAGGAGGACUUUGUGCCGGGCUUUGUUUCCGACACCAAAGACCCGGCGGUGUUGACCGUGGAGCGCUUCAUGUAUCAGAACGGCUUUCUUUCCAUCCGGGAGCCGGCCUCCGCGGGCUGGCCUCCGCUCUGCUAUGCGGCCCUGGAUGGCAGCCCUAUGCUCGUGGCGAGCCUUUUAGAGCAACGAGCCGAUGUGGACAGCUGCAGCACCAAGUACGACAAGCUCUUCAACUUCCCUUCGAGGAUGAGCGCCCUGUCGAUCUGCGCGGCGCUGAUGAACAACGACGCCUGCCGGGUGCUGAUCGAAGCCAGGGCAGAUCUUCAUGCGGAGGAUGACUUGAAGCACAACGCCACGCACUGGGCUGCGCUGGCAGGGAAUGCCGAAGGGCUUCAGCUCCUUUGCGAGCAUAGCCCAGAGACAGCACUCUCUCCGAACAUGCUGGGCUUCUUGGCUUUCGGCAGCGCAUGCAUGGCCGGUUCGGUGGAGGCCACCAGCUUCUUGCGGGGCUACACCCCGCCAUCGGAGAUCGCUGGCAGUCUCCAUGUGACCAUCCUCUGUGGCAGGGGAUCGGAAGAGGUGGUGGCGAAGCUCAUUGAUGCCAACGCAGACAUGGAUUUCCGGCUUCAGACGCCUCUCCUGAGCCCUUUGGGCUUACUUUUCGCUUGCAUGGGGCUGCGACAUCGCUGGCGGGCGAGCACUCUGAGCACCUAUGCCUACCACCACGAGAAUGCCACGCCCCUGAUGUGCAGCAUCAUCACGAGUUCGUUCGAGACCGCGGCAGCGCUCGUAGCGGCAGGGGCGCGAACGGAUCUUCGAAACUCUCGUGGCUGCUCUGCGGCCGACCUCGCAGCGGAGAUGGGAGCGCCGGACUUCGUCAGGGAGGCGCUUCUGGGCCCGGGGCCAGCGCGUGAGAAGCUGGUGCAGACCUACGUGUUUCACGGGCUGAGGCGAGUCCCCAUGUGA